Molecule: messenger RNA, 1478 nt
Organism: Physcomitrium patens
Lineage: Eukaryota; Viridiplantae; Streptophyta; Bryopsida; Funariales; Funariaceae
Cellular component (GO): mitochondrion
Source: RefSeq, a predicted model, not a curated record
ACUAGAAGUCAUUUGAGAAUUACGGGAGUUUUUGAAGUUCUGCGUUUGUUCAGGGUGCUGCCACUAUCUCCUGUGUUCUUGUCUCCUGUGUCUGUGCGGCACUAGGUUGAAGUUAAUCUGAGGACGGCACUGUCUCAUGGAAUAGGGUCUAAGAGAGAGAUCUCAGAGGUUUGUUGCAGGUUGUAGGAGGGACAUGGCAGCUAGGGCUGCCAGAUUGCUUCAUGGACGUCUUGUUGGUUCAUGGGGAGUACGUCCCUCAUGGCCAGGAGCCUCUGGCCAUAUGAACGAGAAGGUGGCCUCGCACUCAACUUCUUGUGUUACGAGUCAGCAGCUGACGGGUGCUGGUGGACACAGGAAUCUAGCAACAUUGAGAGGGUUUGGGAGUUCGAUCGGAACGAUUCCGCGAGUCGAGGCCGUUGAGCCAUCAAAUGGCUUAAAAAGUGGUUUUGGAAAAUUAGGGUUAGGGCUUAAUGCUUCGGGUAGUGGCGCGACAGGCAAGCGAUUUUUCAAAGCAUGGGGUUGUGUGCAGCAGAAAUCGCUGGAGACCCCGAAUGAAGUGCAGUCGGAGCUGCAAUCCACUUCUGCCGUGCCCGAUGAGGCCGCGCAAGCCAGGACGUUACAGUUAAAAUCGAUAGACGAGGCGAGGGCGAGGAUUUUCGGCCAUGUGAUCGGCAACGGGGAGCGGUCCGCGCACAAGGUGCUGCGCAGGAAACUAAUCGGGGACAAGAUAGUCUCCUGGUAUCCCACCCCAAUUCAAAACCAAGACCCCAUGUUUGAGGAUCCCAACAUCAAGCGCCGGCAGCUGAAGAACGAGAGGCUGAAGCGGCGAGGCAAGGGCCCUCCCAAGAAGGGUCACGGCAAGCGGGCUGCCAAGCGCGCCAAGUAAACUUUGUAAGGGCUAUUCUCUAGUCAUAGUGCUCUCUCCUCUCAGACGAGCGCAGUGUUUUUCCAGUGUUCCAUCCAUGUAGGAGGGUUCUAUUUUCCUCACUAUGUCACCCUUGCAACUUUCAAACCUAAAAGCAUCUACACAUUCUGAUUUUCACAUGAGUGAUCUAGAGAUGAGUGCGAAGUAUGCUCAUUUACUAAACCUCAAGAAACUUGUUAGGUUUGAUUCCAGUUCUUUGCUCGCAUCUCGCCAGCUGGGUUUCUGUCAAACGAUUAUGUGGUGACAGAUUCAGCCAGCCUUGAUUCUGGUUCCACCAUCUCCCAUUCCUGGUCUUCUUCUUCUUCUUCUUCUUCUUCUUCUUCUGCUGCUUCAGCUGCUGCUCUUAUGUUGUGGCUGAUGCAUUAGGGUUGGGUACCAGACAGUUCAACGCAAUGUGACAUGAACCCAGUGAUUCUGAUUCUUCACAAAGCUCUUGUGUGACGUUGUGUUUGCUGUGAGGUUAAGACCUUCACAGAUUCGUUUGUAUCUGAACCCAUCCACUUUGCACAGUGGAUGCUUGGUCAGAAACAUUGUUCUAUGAGCUGUUUUUUUC